AUGAGCGGCGGGGCGGAGCUGGUGGCGGCGCUGCGGCGCGUGGGCUACCCGCGCGCGGGCGCGCUGAGCGGCGCGGACCUGGACUGGCUGCUGGAGGGCGCGGAGGAGGCGCCGUUCGUGCGCUGGUUCUGCGGCGCGGCCGGGCCGCGGCUGGCGCUGGGCGAGGCGGAGCUGCGCGCCUUCGAGGCGCUGAGGGAGCGCGGCCGGCCCGUGCUGGGCGGCGCCGCCCUGCGCGAGGCCCUGGGCGCGCGGCCGCGGCCGGCCCGCGCGGACGACCGCCGCGACGACGGCGACGCCCUGGAGGCGCUGGAGCGCGAGGUGCGGGCGCUGCGCGCGGAGCGGGCGCUCAAGCUCGGGCGGCGCGACGCGCUGCGGCUGCUGACGGCGGGCGCCGGGCGCCGGGCGCGGAGGCUGCGCGACGAGGAGGACCGGGCCGCCCGGGCGCUCAGGCACAGUCAGGGCGUCGCGAGCGCCGCCCAGACGACGGUCCGGCUCGAGCUGGACGCGCUGGCCCGCGUGGUGGCGGACGUGACGGCGCUGCUCGGAAGCUCGGAAGCCCCGACGCCGCUGUGGCUCUCGCGCUGCCCCGUGGACACGUACCUGGGCCGCGAGGAGCGCAGCACGGCGGCGCUGGCGGCCUUCGCCAAAGCGCACCUGGCCCCGGGCGCACGCGAGGAAAUCGAAAGAGCGAGUGGACAGUUUCAACGUCUAGACUUGCAGAGUCCACUUCAUUGCAACAGCCCGGACGAUCCCGAGGACGAGGACGAGCGGCUGGAGAUGUCCAGGCUGCAGCUGGCGCACGUCGCGGCGCAGCAUCAGUUGCUCUCCUGGCAGACGAGCCAUCGGGGCCUCAGAGCCAGAAUCACAUGGCUGGCAGACAACCUGCACGGCCUCACCGACAAGGCUGUUGGCAAAGAUCAUUUGGAUGCUAAAAUUUCUAGUCUGAACAGUGAGGUUCUGAAACUUGAAGAAGAAAUCACUCAUAUCAAAGACAAACGUUUACCUCCUCUUAUAAGAGAGAAUGUUCAGUUUUUGAAUAUCCCAAUCGUCAAAGGAGAUUUUGAUCUGCAGAUUGCUAAACAGGAUCAUUAUACAACUAGACAAAACUUAGUUCUAAAUCAGUUGAUAAAGCAGAAGGCAUCAUUUGAGCUUCUACAGUUGUCUUAUGAACUUGAAUUGAGAAAGCAUCAGGAUAUAUAUCAUCAACUUGAAAUUUUAGUUCAAGAAUUUACUAAAAGUAAUGUGAUGCUCCACCAGCGAUUAGAAAUGCUAACAGACCCAUCAGUAUCUCAGCAGAUGUCUCCAAGGAAUACCAUUGAUACCAAGGAUUAUUCUACCCAUAGGCUUUACCAACUUUUAGAAGGAGAGACUAAGAAAAAAGAAUUAUUUAUAACGUAUGGAAAUCUUGAGAAAGCAGCUGAGAAGUUUAAAACAGAUGUUUCUUUAAUACAGAAUCAGUUUGCAGUUUCUGCUCAAGAACAUUCUUUAUUUUUAUCCAAAGUGAAUAAUGAUGUAGACAUGCUUUGCGAUGCUCUCUAUCACGGAGGAAAUCAGCUUUUACUUAGUGAUCAGGAGUUACUGGAGCAGUUUCAUCAAGUUGAAUCUCAAUCGAAUAAAUCAAAUCGUCUUUUUACUGAUAUUCUUGCUGAUAUAAAGACAAAAAGGAAAAUUUUGGCAUCUAAUAAGCUCCAUCAAAUGGAAAGAAAUCUAUAUGUAUAUUUCUUAAAGGAUGAAGACUAUCUGAAAGAUAUUGUGGAGAAAUUAGAAAACCAAUCAAAGAUUAAGGCUGUUGGUCUGGAAACCUGAAAAUUACAAAAAAAGAGAACAAAAAAACUAAAAAUAACUUACUGUAUAUGUGCUAUACUUUAAUGAUUUAUAUAUCAGGAGACUAUAGUUUAAUAAAUAUUAAUUGAAAGUCAG
Messenger RNA from Suncus etruscus (white-toothed pygmy shrew), 1920 nucleotides. RefSeq names its product HAUS augmin like complex subunit 3 (gene HAUS3). Gene Ontology annotation, biological process: spindle assembly; centrosome cycle. The coding region runs from base 1 to 1806 and encodes 601 amino acids. The record is from RefSeq and is a predicted model, not a curated record. Gene Ontology annotation, cellular component: centrosome; mitotic spindle; HAUS complex. The transcript is spliced from 4 exons. NCBI's taxonomy places the organism in Eukaryota, Metazoa, Chordata, Mammalia, Eulipotyphla, Soricidae.